This is a messenger RNA of Plasmodium knowlesi strain H, 177 nucleotides long. Its product is annotated as conserved Plasmodium protein, unknown function. The record is from RefSeq and is a predicted model, not a curated record. The coding region runs from base 1 to 177 and encodes 58 amino acids. NCBI's taxonomy places the organism in Eukaryota, Apicomplexa, Aconoidasida, Haemosporida, Plasmodiidae. The transcript is spliced from 2 exons.
AUGAACGGCAUCAGCAUAAUGGUAAAAAUGGUCAACAUGCCAAAAGUCUUGGCGCAAGUGCGAUGCUUUUCCGAUCGGAAAAGGAAAAUUAUGAACGGAACAGAAUACAUCAGGCGAAAAACUGGCUAUGGCGGAAGGAUAAGAAGAAACAGGCAAGCGCCUGCAUAUAAGAGGUGA